This is a messenger RNA of Ixodes scapularis (black-legged tick), 582 nucleotides long. RefSeq names its product gastrula zinc finger protein XlCGF71.1-like. NCBI's taxonomy places the organism in Eukaryota, Metazoa, Arthropoda, Arachnida, Ixodida, Ixodidae. The record is from RefSeq and is a predicted model, not a curated record. Gene Ontology annotation, biological process: regulation of transcription by RNA polymerase II. Gene Ontology annotation, molecular function: RNA polymerase II cis-regulatory region sequence-specific DNA binding; DNA-binding transcription factor activity. The annotation marks the transcript as partial. The transcript has a single exon.
ACUCCCGUCCUCCUUCCCCCGACAGCCUACGAAGAGAUCACCCCAGACGUGGGAACUGAGUUCCCCUUUUGCGACGAGUGCGGCCUGCUGUUCCCGACCGGGGAGCUGCUGAGCCUCCACCUGAGGGACGCGCACGACUCCAAGAAGGGCAAGUUCGAGUGCAGCUACUGCCCCUACACGAGCAACAACAAGUUUGACGUCGUGCGCCACGAACGCGUGCACACGGGCGAGCGGCCCUUCCAGUGCCGGCUGUGCGAGCGGGCGUUUGCGCAGUCCUCGGCCCUGUCGGCCCACCAGCGGACGCACACCGGGGAGCGCCCAUACCCGUGCGGCGGCUGCGACCGGGCGUUUGCCAAAAAGAGCGACAUGGUCCGCCACCAGAAGACGCACACGGCCGAGAAGCCCUUCCGCUGCGACGUGUGCGACAGACGGUUCUCGCAGUCGUACGAGGUGCGGGUACACCAGAGGGUCCACACGGGAGAGAAGCCGUUUGAGUGUGGGACGUGCGGGCGGGCGUUUGCGCACCGAAUGAGCCUCAAGAGCCACCUGAAGCUCCACGACAACAACAAGCCGCCCGUGUAA